Bursaphelenchus xylophilus (pine wood nematode) is the source of this 2227-nucleotide messenger RNA. NCBI's taxonomy places the organism in Eukaryota, Metazoa, Nematoda, Chromadorea, Rhabditida, Aphelenchoididae. The record is from the annotation of a GenBank genome assembly.
AUGGUGGUAGAUACGUUUCAAUUCUCGGCCGAAGUCGAUCCCGUUCUUCGGAUGAACGAAGAGGAUGUUAGGAGGACUUCGAUUGCCGCGGCUCAGAAGGCAAUUCAGCUGCCUGGAGAGAAAGAUUCAACUUGGAUUUUCAGGUAAGUCACUAACUUGUGUUACGGUAUAUUGAUAGCACGGAAGUUCGAAAAGAUGAAUCAAGAUUUUUUAAAGUUUUUAAUGCUUAUUUUCUAGACACAAAACACGGUUAUUAAUAUUCCUCAUAUCAACGCUUGGCCUCACCAUUGUCAUGGCGAACUCACUUGUCUUCAAUUUCACUGUAAUUUGUAUGGUCGAGCCGGGAGAAGAGUACCUUUUGUUGAAUGAGACUGUGCCUGGAGGUGAGUUUAAAUUCUUGUGUUCAAUUCACUUGUCAUAUCCACUCAAUGUGAAUAAAAUUACAGCCACCCAGCCAGAUUUUAUUUAUUCGGACGCGGAAAGAAGUUGGCUAUUCUCAGCGAUUGCGAUGGGAACUUUAGUGGGGACGUUGCCCAUUACUCACCUUAGUUCUCGAUAUGGAAUACGGUAUGAUUGGAAAUGAUCUUAUUCUAUGGAGCUGUUACAGGCUGACUUUCACAAUUUACGGGCUGAUCUCGGCCUUGGCGACUCUUUUAACGCCAAUCUGUGUGUCCAUCGGAAUGCCUUUCGUCUUCGCGAUGAGGGUCCUUCAGGUAAUACUGGUUUAUCGUACCUACCUUUAUCUAAAUACGUUGUUUAAUCUUAUCUUUUUUAUUACAUUUCAGGGAGUUGGUGUCUCCACUUCCUGGCCAGUAAUGGGUGCCAUUGUCGCUGAAUGGUCGAGUCUAGCCCAAUCUGGAAUGGCCGUAGCCCUGUUGUCCUGCCAUCUACAACUCGGCGCGGUCGUUACAAUGCCUUUGUCCGGCACUCUGUGCGAAAGUUCGUUUGGAUGGCAAGGCGCGUUUUAUGUACAAGGAGUGGCCACAAUUAUUAUCGUCGCCAUCUUUUUCUGGUUUUACAGAGAUACCGCGGCUGAGCAUAAGUAAGUUUAGAAUGUCUGGGUAUGACAAGAUGGCCACGAGACAUGCCAUAGUGACAUAUUUUAACCAAUUGACGUUUUUGCGAUUUCUUGAGUUUCUCCUUGCAGGAAUGUCUCCCAAAAAGAGUUAAGACAGAUUCAAGAAGGUAAGAUUGUGCGAGUCCUGGAAGAAGACGAGUACGAGCCAAUCCCAUAUGGCCCCAUCUUCCGCGAUAAGUGUAUCAUCGGCAUUCUUUUCUCCUGCUUUGGCGGCAACUUUGGUUUCCAAACAUUCUUCCAAUAUGGCCCGGUCUAUCUGAAUAAGGUAAUAUCUCACCCAAUGGCCGAUUACAUCCUACUUUAGGUUCUGAAAUUUGAUGUCACCAAUACUGGCUUCGCUGCAGCCGUUCCGUAUCUCCUGGCGAUCCUCGUGAAAUUCAUUGCCGGUCCUUUGAGUGACAAUAUCCCGGGGUUUAGUGCCAAAGCGAGAGUUAUUUUGUUCGCUUCGGUCUCCCAAUUUUGUAUGGCCGGAUGUUUCCUUGGCCUAGCGCUGAUGCCAGUUGAGUUGUCCGUCCUGGCGCAGCUAUGUUACACUGCGGCGAUCAUUUUCAGUGGAUUGAAUUGCGUUGGAGUCAUCAAAAGUACUCAACUUGUAAGUGGCUGGGAUAAAAAGACUUGUUUUUUUGUAAUAAGGCAAGUUUCAUAUUAAUUUAGGUUUCUGGAAGGUUUGUUCAUUUCCUGAUGGCGAUAAAUGGCUUCAGUAACAGUGCAAUCGUACUGGCAUUGCCUGGAAUUGUCACACUGUUUGCUCCGACCAACAGUAAAGAAGAGGUAAUAUAUUUUUUUUAAAUGAUAAAUAUAGUAUAAUUGUUUGAUCAAGUCUAAAGUAAUAUCAUCAUUUUUUAGUGGUCUCGCCUCUUCAUUUUUGUAUGUGUUUUGGUCGUCAUUGUUACAGUAAUCUUUGAUCUAACUGCCGAAGUCACUCCUCGAGCUUGGGCUGGCGGUGAUACAAGAAGAAAAAAGAAUGUUGUGGCCCCAUAUCAGGACGGAGAAAAGAGAUUUGAGAUCGAAGCCGAAGCUUUGGGAGACACGGAAGCCGUGGAGAGAGUGUUGAGGAGGAAACGAGAGAGUGUCCAGAGCCAGACAUUCAGUCAGACUGGCCGGAGGUUGUCCAUUUUGUCACUGCCUCGAGGGUACAAAGCCAUUUAA